AUGGCCGCCGCCGCCCGCAAGCUCAGACAUGCGCUGCCUGUGUCCCAGGGCCAGGCUUUGCCAGCCCCAGGGACAGAGGCACCCUACGCGGGCUCGCGCAGACUCGCGCAACGAUACGAGUACAAGGGCACUUCCUUUUCGGGCAUUGUGGAACUCCAUCCUCAGCGCCUGCUGACUCGGGAGGGGUUCAAGACGAACUUGCUGGCAGCACCAGGCGUGCUGAAGGUCGUGGACAAGAGCUCCAAGAGCUCGCAGGGCAACCGAGGCGACCACGUCUUCGAGCAGAACCUGGAAGUCCACCUGCACCGCGAGCCCCAUGUAGCUCUGGAGUUCGAGAUCACGCGGAACAGCCACAUGAAGCACAUGGAGGGGCGCCCUUACACUGAGACAGCGAUGUUCAAGGACCCCCCCAAACGGCAUCACGCGGCGGCGUGGCGCGUGCUCUUGCACGCCGUCAAGGGCCGGGAGCUCCUUCCACAGCAUGCCCGCGACUACUGCAAGAGCUGCCUGACGAGACACGGUACCUGGGAAGACGACGUGCUCCCAGAGGGCCUGGAGGGGAUCCCGCUUGAGCCAAGCUUUGCCAGUCCUGCGGGGUCUUCCAGCUCUCCGACGCAGGCACCAGGCCUUCCAACAGCGCCAGGCCUUGCCAGCUCUCCGACGCAGGCACCGAGUCGCAAGCCAACGUUCCCGUAUCCUUUCCAGAACGCUCCCGCGAUGCCCGGGGGCCAGGCGACCGCCUCUGCGGCGCGGGUGGAACCCUGCCCCACCGAGUCGGCCUCAAUGAGUCAGGGUGGCCGCGGGGUUCCGCUUGAGCCAGACUUUGCCAGUUCUGCGGGGGUGGAAGCUUCAAUAAAUCAGGGCGGCGCGACGGGGCCUCCUGCCAAGAAGAGUAAAGCGGCGCCCGGGGGUGCCGCGAUCGCCCCUGCGGCGCAGGACCUACUGCUCAAGGGGAUCGAGCGCAUCUCGGACGUCUUGCCUGAGGGGCGCGAUUUGGACGGCACCGAGUACGAGACGCUAUGUGCGGAGUUCAACCGCUUCGUGGAGAUCGCGGAGGAUGCGCGCGUGCGCAUGCGGACCGAGUUGGAGGCGUUAAGGAGGCCAGCGGGCGGGGAGCAAGCGUUGGCAGGCGAAGCCCAGGGGUCGGGUCCAGGCUUUGCCAGCCCGGCGACCCAGGGGCAGAAGAACGAGGACAAGGCGGAUGCGGAGAAGACGCCGCCAGGGUUCGACCCCGAAGCCGAUUGGACAGAGGAUGCGGCGGACGUGCACCAGUUCGACAUCACGGCUGACCUGCGCGAGGAGCUGGCCGAGAAGCCCGAUGGGGGCCCGGCCGCCGCCCGUGAGUCCAGGGAGGUCCGCGCUGCACUCGGCGCCGAAGUUCUUCCCAUCCCGGUUUUUCUGAGGCUUCUGCAGGGCCAGCCGAUGGCCAGCAACGCCGCCCUGGACGAUGUUCGUGCUAUGAAGAGUCGCGGUGUGAAGCACGUGCGGUGCCGAGUCAUCGAUGAGCCCGGCGAUCCCGAGGUGCAGGACAACAUCGACAGGACAUGUGCCCGUGGCCUGGACACGCGGGACAUGUUCUUGGGCCGCGAACUGGUGUACGUCAAGCUGGGCAGUGCCGGCGCGGUGCCCAUGACUCCGAACGAGUUUUUGAAUGCGGCGUCUAAGAGGUCUCUCUGCGUCAAGGAUCUGUCGCGGCCACCUCCAAACACGCAGGCACGGGAGGGCCGCUUGCGCAUGCUCGCGCUGCGGGAGCAUUACCAGACGUUGUUCAAGGAGCUCCCGGAUAAGGCAGCGCAGAAGUUUUCGCCGAACCAGCUGGGGGUCGCACCAGGCAUUGCCAGUGCCGCGCAAUUCGAGAAUCCAGAAUUCUGGUGCGUGCAAGGUGGUUACACCGUGGGACGACGCCCGGAGGGGCGGUGCGAGUACGGCCGGAGCGGGUCCAAGCUCUUCGCCAAAGCCGUCGACGCACAGGCCCAGCGCGAAGCCGCCGCCGUGAACGAGGGCGAGGACAUCAACCCACAGGCGGUCGAGACGCGCGAGUGGUGUCGGCAGAGCCCCGUCACGACGCUGGGGGAGCUCUUCUGGGACCUGGGCCGGACGCACACGGCCAAGGCCAUCUACGCCUUCUACAGGGCGCUCCGGCUGGUCGCGUUGAAGAGGGACAAGAACAGUUCCACCAUGGCGAGCAGUGCGCCAGGCUUCGCCAGCGCAUCUCGGCCAGCCGGGUCGGCAGCUGCUUUCGGCUUCACAGGGUCCGACCUCCAGGCGCCCCGCAUCCGCGCAGAUUACUCGUGCCCGGCGACCGACCGCGAGGUGCUCGUGGAGGACUACAUAGAGGCGGUGGGCUUGUCCACAGCGUACGUCAGCUCCAAGACCAAGCAAGAGUUGCUGGACGAGGCUGUGAAGUGCGUGACGUUGGUGUUGCUUCGGGACAUGCGCCCGCCGUGGCUGGAUCACGUGUUCCCCCAGGCCUUGCCAGGGGAUGGCUUGUUGUCCAAGUUCACCAGACCGUCUUUCCUCUACUGGGACGCCAGCUUCCUCGACAUGCUUUUCGGCACCGCUCUGGGAAGCGAUCUCAGCGACCAAGCGGUCAGCGUCGACUACCAGCUGGCGGGUGUCAUCGCGCGCCCCCUGUAUAAGUGCACGCAGAUCGUCGACGCCAGCGCCGGAGCAGCGUGCAUGAACGUCGCGUCGAUGUCAAGGCUUUUGCGGGACACCGCGGGUUGGGGCCACUACACGUGCAAGGAGUGUGCUGAUAGGAAACAGGGCGCCGAUGAGACGCCGGGCUUUCCCAGUGUUGCCCUUCGGGCCCUGUGCUUGUGCCCCGCGGUGUUCGGGCCGGAUGGCGAGCCCACGCCGCUUCGCGCGAUGACGCCCCAUCGCCUUUUCGCGCGCGCGCCUCCGGAGAAUUGGGGGUGGGGCGUCGAGCGAGUCCAGCGCCGCGUGGUGACCCAGGCGAACCCCGCGAUAUCCACGGCCACGCCGACAUGGUACACUUACAACGCGGAGGAGAGCCAGGCCAUUUGGAUCGCAUCCAGUGCGUACAAGGCCACGCCGCCGAGCAAGACGUGA
Molecule: messenger RNA, 3072 nt
Organism: Prorocentrum cordatum
Lineage: Eukaryota; Dinophyceae; Prorocentrales; Prorocentraceae
Source: the annotation of a GenBank genome assembly